This is a messenger RNA of Sesamum indicum (sesame), 2270 nucleotides long. RefSeq names its product UDP-glycosyltransferase 73C4. The record is from RefSeq and is a predicted model, not a curated record. NCBI's taxonomy places the organism in Eukaryota, Viridiplantae, Streptophyta, Magnoliopsida, Lamiales, Pedaliaceae. Gene Ontology annotation, molecular function: UDP-glucosyltransferase activity.
AUUGUCGAGGCUUUGGUUGUUUAUCAGAGGAUUAUGUGUGUGUUCCUCCUAUCUAAGAACUGACUCAAUCAUUGUGGCCACUCUUACACGUCAUCCUUAUUCUUGGCAGUUUUGUUGAUGGCUAUAAUAUGAAUCCUACCUAAGCAUGCCAAACUACAUGAAUUUCAGCCUAUAUCUUCAAUUCCAUUCUGUUUGAGAGAGAACACUCAUCGGAAAUUUGCACCCCAUUUCCUAUUUCCAGGAUGUUAUGGAAAAGGGGAAUCCUUUUGUGCAUCCUGUCAGUAUGGACGUAGCAGUCGCUAGCAGCAAGUUGCUGGUUUCUUGCCGCACUUUGCUGCUGAAGUUGUCAUAUGCGCUAUAGAAUGUUCUGAUUUGUUUCAUAUAAACAGGACCAGUGAAAAUUAUCCACAAGUCAUUUCUCAUAGCCAUAUAAUUUUUUGGCCACAGGAUUCUCUCUCAGUAUGUCGAAAACAGCCAAAACAGGCAAAAUCCUAGCAAGGGAGAUUAAUUUACACACUGAGCAGCCGAAAACCAUCAGAAUGAGAUAAGUAAAUCCGUCCAGUUCCUGCUCUUUGCAAUUAGAAUGGCUAUCCGAGAACAAGAGCCUCAUUUCGUCAUGCUUCCGUUCAUGGCGCAAGGCCAUAUGAUUCCAAUGGUGGAUAUAGCCAGGUUUCUGGCCAAGCGAGGUUUGACAAUAACCAUUUUAACAACCCCCCAUAAUGCCGGUCGGUUUAAGUCAGUUAUCGAUCGUGCAAUUGGCUCUGGACUCAACAUUCAUAUUCUCCACCUCAAAUUUCCAUCUUCUGAGGCGGGGCUUCCUGAUGGUUGUGAGAAUUUCGACAUGCUCCCCUCGGUGGAUUAUGCAGCCAACUUCUUCACAGCUACAGCCAUGCUGAACGAGCAGGUUGAAGAAAUACUCCGACAGCUGAAGCCUCCUCCGAGCUGCUUAAUUGCUGAUAUGUGUUUUCCCUGGGCCACGGAUGUUGCUCUUAAAUUGCGGAUUCCUAGAAUUCUUUUUCAUGGGACGAGCUGUUUUUCUCUCCUAUGCAUGCACAUGCUAGCAAUUUGCAGGGACUGGGAAGCUAUAACUUCCGACACAGAGACCUUUGUGGUGCCUGGAUUGCCUGAUAGAUUUGAAGUUACCAAAGGUCAGCUCAGAGGCACCCCAAAUGAUCCGGAUUCUGAUUGGAGUAAGUUUUGGGAUCAAAUGCGAGAGGCUGAGGUAGAAGCAUUUGGAACAGUUGCCAAUACUUUUGAAGAGCUGGAACCUGAAUACAUCAAAGAACACAAGAAAACCAAAGGAAAAAGACUCUGGUGUGUUGGUCCUGUUUCCUUGUGCAACAAAGAUUACUCAGACAAGGCUGAAAGAGGCAACAAAGCCUCCAUUGGUGAACACGACUGCCUGAAAUGGCUCGACUCCAAGGAACCAGUCUCGGUUGUGUACGUUUGCCUCGGAAGCCUGUCCCGCCUGGCUACUUCACAACUGAUCGAGCUCGGCUUAGCCUUGGAAGCUUCAAAUAGACCCUUCAUUUGGGUUGUCAGAAGUGCAUCUACGGAACUCCAAACAUGGAUUUUGGAAGAAAAAUUCGAGGAAAGAAUCAUGGACAGGGGCCUCUUGGUCCGAGGUUGGGCCCCUCAAGUGCUGAUACUUUCUCAUCUGUCUAUUGGAGUAUUCUUGACACACUGUGGAUGGAACUCGACUCUGGAAGGAAUAACGGCAGGCGUGCCGAUGAUAACAUGGCCAUUUUUCGCCGAUCAAUUUUUCAAUGAGAAGUUCAUUGUGAACGUAAUAAAGACAGGAGUAAGAGUUGGUGUUGAACAGCCUGUAUUCUUUGGACAAGAGGAGACAGCGGGGGUGCAGGUUAAGAGUGAUGAGAUUAAGAGGGUUAUUGAGAAGUUGAUGGACGGGGACGAAGAAGGGAAUGGGAGGAGAAAACGAGCUAAAGAGCUCGGGGAAAUGGCGAAAAGGGCCGUGGAGGAAGGAGGUUCUUCUUACCUUAAUAUGACUUUGUUCAUAGAAGAUGUCAUGGCAGAGCAAGCAAACUCUGGAGGCCUACAGCAAGAAAAGUGAAAACACAGCCCAAUCUUUUUGAAUCAAUUAUACGCAAUUGACUUGGCCGUAUGAUUGGUACACAGUUCAGAAAAAUUGAUCGAACCAAUCAUACGACAAAUAUAUUUUUACACUUGUUUUGUGAUUGUUUUGAUUCGGCCAAAACUCUCUUGCCCUUGAUUUAAAUUUUUGCUAUGGAAGAAAGUUUCUUCUUUUAGUA